UUUAGUGCUCCCUGAAUGGGUAAUUGCCUGAGUACUUCAGGAAAAACUAGACUGCAGGCUGUACAAGACUCGGGAUCAAAAAUGGUAUUGGUUGCAAGUGAUCCACAACAGAAUGUUCUAUCUAGGGUUGUUAGCCUUCCCUUUGUGAGUACCACCUAUGAUAUGGUAUCUUCUGCCUAUGCCAACACAAAAGAUAACCACCCCUACCUGAAGACAGUAUGCGAGAUGGCAGAGAAAGGAGUUAAGACAAUAACUGCAGUGGCCCUGACAAGUGCUAUGCCAGUCAUCCAGAAACUGGAGCCACAAAUUAUGGUUGCCAACAACUAUGCAUGCCUGGGACUGGACAAAAUUGAGGAGAGGCUGCCAGUGCUGUAUGAGCCAACUGUCAAAGUGGUUGCCAAUGCUAAGGAUGUAGUUGUUGGAGCAAAAGAUGCUGUAACGACUACUGUGACUGGUGUCAAGGAUAUUGUUUCUCACACUAUUACUGGAGUUGUGGACAAGACAAAAGUAGCUGUGCAUGACAGUGUGGAAAUGACCAAGUCUGUUGUGAAUGGGAGCAUUAAUACCAUCCUGGGAAGCCAUGUGAUGCAAAUAAUGAGCAGCGGGGUGGAUAGUGCACUGAGCAGGUCAGAGACUCUUGUAGACCAGUAUCUUCCACUUCCUGAAGGGGAGCUAGCAAAAGACGUGACAGAGGUUGAAGGCUUUGAAGCUGGAGUUCAAAAGCAGAGCUACUACGUUAGAUUAGGUUCCCUAUCUUCUAAAGUCCGUGCACGUGCCUACCAACGGGCCUUAAACAAAGUUAAAGAUGUUAAACACGGGAGCCAAGAGACCAUUUCACAGCUCAAUAACAUGGUUGGUCUGAUGGAGUAUACCAGAAAGAACAUGAAUAGUGCCAGUCAGAAACUUCACGAUGCCCAGAAAAUGCUAUAUCAGUCUUGGCUAGAAUGGAAGAGAAGCACAGGCCAAAAUGAUGGUGAUGAAUCGCAUAGUGCUGAGCACAUUGAGUCACGCACACUAGCUAUUGCACAGAGCCUGACUCGGCAGCUCCAGACCACCUGCCUCGCCCUUAUGUCAAGCAUACAGGGAUUGCCACAGAACGUCCAGGAUCAGGCCCACCAUAUUGGGGUGAUGGCAGAUGACAUCUACAGAAGCUUCUGUUCUACUUCCUCUUUCCAUGAAAUCUCUGAUAACAUCCUUGCCACAAGCAAAGAACAACUGAAGAAAAUGAAGGAGUCUCUGGAUGAUGUGAUGGAUUAUCUAGUUAACAACACGCCACUCAACUGGCUGGUAGGUCCCUUUUACCCACAACUGGCUGGGUCUCAGCAUGCUGAGCACAAGGGUGAAGGGGAGGAAAAUGCCAGCCAGGAAGACAAACAGCCUGAAACCAGCACAGAUUAAAUUUGUAGCAUGUGUACUUUGCAGUCUGACCAAACGAGGUGAAUUGACUACUCUAGCAGUCGGGUCAUUGGUUGGAGCAAAACCAACAAGAUAGAUUAGACUAAAGCACUGAACUCUCUCUUCCUAACCCCAGGAAAGGACCUUUGCUUGGAGAUGGACAUUAUUGUCCUGGGAUAGCAGUGCCUCAUGCAAACAGUAAGUGCCUUGAGGCUUGUAAGCUUCUGCUAUUUACGGUAGACAAGACGCCUUGUUUAGCUACCUGGUUAAGAAGCCUUAUACUGGCUGAUAGUGAAAGUACAAAGUUAGCUUAAAUAUAACUUGUGAAAGCCAGAGUUCUGGCUAGUCUAUGAUCUGUGCAGGAGAAAAGCCAAAUAAACCAUUUUUAAUAGUCUCAGCUACUAUACCGUACAUGGGACUUUUGUCAGACUUGUUUUGAACAAGUACAGAUUGAGCACUAAUCUUUUUAUAGUUUUUGAUUUGGACACUUGUGACCUACACAGCUACCUAUUUCUUUAAAGACAAGAUACUAAUGUCUUAAUGAGGAUUUACUACUUGUUCAGGUCUGAGGGGUUUCUAAUUUGGUCAGGCAGAGCUACCAUUACAAAAUGGUAGAAACCAGAUUCAUGCUGUUUGUACCAUGGUGCCUACUCCCUGUGUGUCUUUGUAGUGCCUCCUUGACCUUGUUUGUAACACUCUUUUGUAUGUUAGUAAUAAAUGCUUCAGCAGCCAAA
Molecule: messenger RNA, 2129 nt
Organism: Gavialis gangeticus (Gharial)
Lineage: Eukaryota; Metazoa; Chordata; Crocodylia; Gavialidae
Gene: PLIN2
Product: perilipin 2
Exons: 8
Coding region: 16-1398 (460 amino acids)
Biological process (GO): positive regulation of triglyceride storage; lipid storage
Cellular component (GO): cytosol; lipid droplet
Source: RefSeq, a predicted model, not a curated record